Messenger RNA from Cryptomeria japonica (Japanese cedar), 1474 nucleotides. RefSeq lists its product as uncharacterized. The transcript has 3 exons. Bases 209 to 955 code for a protein of 248 amino acids. The record is from RefSeq and is a predicted model, not a curated record. Gene Ontology annotation, cellular component: mitochondrial matrix. NCBI's taxonomy places the organism in Eukaryota, Viridiplantae, Streptophyta, Pinopsida, Cupressales, Cupressaceae.
UGUUUUCCAUUUUCAAUCGUAAAAUAAUAAAUUAUAUCAUGAAUUUUUAGUUAAACCCGCUGUACAACGAAUUAUAAACACGCACAGGUAAAACUUUGAGGUUUUACUUAAUUUAAUUGAAUCUAAGUUAGAUAAACUAGGGUUUCCAAGUCCAGAACAAAUGCAGGGCAGAAAUUCUGUCCGACUCUGAAACUGAAAGAAGCAAGCCAUGGUUUUAACUCAGCUUCUCGGCAGAACAAGAAGACCCUUAAUUGCAAGUCUGAGGAGAUUGAAUCUCCUAUCUUCUAAUGUCAAAGUAGAUUUUCAUCAGAAAAAGGAGGGCAUCAUGAUAAUGAGGAUGGGAUCAUCUUUAGCAUUUGCCUCCAAAGUUCUUCCAACCGACGCUCACCUCUCGCGCCUUUUACAGGCCGAGAUCAAAUUUGAAUUUGACAACGAUCCGCCCGACCAGGUUCAGGUUCAUCGUGAGGAUAUUCCCUUCAGUGUCAAUGACAAGCCGGGAGAGCAAUGGAUGGUAUUGCAACGGAAAUAUGGCAAAGAAGACAUAAAAUUGGAAGUUACAAUGAUUGAUUUGGGUAAAGUCCCAGCUGAAUAUUACCCGGAACAAGCUGGGGAGGAUUAUACCUCAUGUACAAUUACUUUGGCUGUCACAAUAUCUAAAGGCGAGGGAGCUCCAGUUAUGGUAAUAGGAUGUACUGUAUAUCCGAACGAGAUAGUCACUGAUUCUGUAUCAGUGGCAGAAGAGGAAUCUUCUGAACCACAAAUUCAUCAAUCUCCAGAUUUUAGAGAAAUGAGUGGAGAUCUCCAGAUUGCAUUCAGAGGGUACUUGGAAGAACGAGGAAUAAAUAGCAAUCUAGCAAGUAUUUUGUAUGAUUUAAUGUUGAACAAGCGUAAGGUUGAAUAUCUUCGAUGGCUGCAGACUGUUAAAGAUUUCAUAGAAAACCAGGACGAGAUUUGAUAUCUUGCUUUGGGCUUACCGCGGGAAUUCUGGUGUGCACGUUGAGAAAUAAUCUAGAUCUGAAGCAAAAGCAUUUUUUCGUAGAUUUGAAGGUGUCUAGAUUGUUAGAUUCCUUGCUCAAGACUAUCUUUGCUGCAGUCAAAAUAAUGUCUGUUACAAAGACAAUCUUCCAAAUUAACCUUACACAUAUCUAUUGACAAAGCCUGUAGUCCAAGAAAGCUAUUCUUGUUGCUGCAAAUAAGACUAUUUCUGUGCAGCGAAAUUAACUACUGCCGUGGAGAUAUGAUUUUUCUGAAUUUUGUCUUUUGCAUAUUAUACAAUCAAGAGAAAAGGCUCCUUAUUUCCGAAGUACUCUAGUUCAGGAAAACUUUUCCUGUUCCUGGAAAUGAUGAUGCUAGUUUUUUGGGGGCAUGCUCUAAAACGUUGCUUUCUAGAAUGUUUCACUUUGAUGGAAAAUCCUGUGUACCUAAAAACGUGUUGAUAACACUAAGGAUAUGUUAAGGGGAUAUUUUUAUUGCU